GAUCUGCAGAUCUCAAGAUAUUCACUGAAAUUUGAAGUUCUCCACAAGACUCAUUAUGCGCAUUGGCAGCCAACAACUGUCACGAUUUGAUCAAUGAGUCACUGUUUAUAGGGUAACGUAAGUGACAAGCGUACUCCCAGAAGGUUUGUUCAUGUAUUGUGACACCAAGGCAACAGUCUGUUACUAGCCCAGAGACACUUAAUCACCCACCCAGUUUAACUAUAAAAGUCACCGAACUCAACUCUUUCUCCUUUUCAACUUUACCAAACACAAAACACCACAAAACACAACAACUCACCUAAAUAUACCCCAACGGAAUCAAUCAAGCUAUAUAUUAUCAAAAUGUCUUACCCGUACAUUGGAUACUUCCGCUUCGAGCAGAAGGCCGGCGUCUCAUACGAGAGACCAUCAUUCAAGCCGGUUGAGGAUGCUUUCGGCUCCCGCUUCAAAUCUGCUUCAAUCAGUGGUUCUACAAUGACUGUGGAAAUUCUCGUGGCCAUCAAGGAUUGGGCACCAACACGGAACGAGCUGUAUGAUGUCUUGGAGGGGAUGAAAAUGAAUACUUCUUUCUUUCCCUCUGACAAUAUGGUUUUUGAGACAAGCGGAGACAGGUUUGUCGAGCAUUGGCACAAUGGCAGUGGUAGGAUGCAAAUUUGUACCGAUUGUAGUAAGAGUCGUUACUGCACGAACCGCAAUAUAAAAUACAACUCUGGUUCAUUGCCAGAGACGAGAAUAACAAACAUGCUUCCAGACUUUCUCGACGGCGACGAUAAGGUGCAGUUCAAGAUAGCUUGCUUCUACGACCCAAUUUUCGCAAUCACGAUGUGGAGGUUCGGAGACAUCAAUGUUGAGCAAACAACGAAGAACUUGUUGAAAUUCUUGGAGGGCUCCGGGUUUCUUGAGGAUUUUGCACCGCUUACCGUGGAGACCAAGGAUCAAAAUGGAGAAGAAACAGCUGUGGAUCUGCGGACAGGUAAAUCUAUCGAGAAAGGUGAAGAAUUGCCUGGAUUGAUGGCGAACGAAGGUCGCUAG
Molecule: messenger RNA, 1032 nt
Organism: Fusarium redolens
Lineage: Eukaryota; Fungi; Ascomycota; Sordariomycetes; Hypocreales; Nectriaceae
Exons: 3
Coding region: 343-1032 (229 amino acids)
Source: RefSeq, a predicted model, not a curated record